Fusarium verticillioides 7600 is the source of this 504-nucleotide messenger RNA. RefSeq lists its product as hypothetical. The transcript has a single exon. NCBI's taxonomy places the organism in Eukaryota, Fungi, Ascomycota, Sordariomycetes, Hypocreales, Nectriaceae. The record is from RefSeq and is a predicted model, not a curated record. The coding region runs from base 1 to 504 and encodes 167 amino acids.
AUGGAAGAUCGACACCCUGUAACACUCGAACUGGCAUUUGUGAUUCGAUGGCAACGCCAGAACCGCAGCGACGGAGCUGUCAACACAACAACCAUGCCCGUUGGUAAAUAUCUGGUUUUGGGCACAGAGCCGCGAGUACUGGCAUCGGUGUAUCGCGCCACUAAAGCAGAAGAUGGCAUGCCAGGGUUGAUGCAACUGGACAUGACAGUCGAGAAUCCAUCCAAUCACUUCCUUACCUUUGGUCUCAGCAUGGAACCGAGCGAGGACUUUGCAUUUUCAGGUUCAAAGCAGACAACACUGAACCUGUUACCGCAGUCGAGACGGACAACGACCUAUCGGUUGUUACCGCACGUCAACGGAGUAUGGAUAAGGCCGAAAUUGACGGUGCGAGACAAGUAUUUCCAAAAGGUGCUACGCAUAAUACCGACAGAAGGGAUGAAGAUCGACGAGGAAGGACUUUUGGUGUGGGUUCCCGCAGAUGAGAAGUCCGAAGAGCGAGCAUAA